UAAAAACAUUCUUUCACACAAUUCCAUUUUCAUAUUCAAAUUUAUUCACCAAAAAACCCUAUCUUCCCAUUUCAGUAUGUCCCCCAAAUAGUUUCUUCAUCUUUUCAUCAUGGGCUUUCUUCAUGUGUUCAUCUUUGCAUUAAUCUUUGUUCCUUCAUUCACCAUCAAUGCAGAUGAAUCUCUCAACCUAAAUGAAGAGGUUUUAGGUCUAAUAGUCUUCAAAUCAUCUAUAACAGACCCUUCAUCACAUCUUUCCUCAUGGAACCAAGAUGAUCAAACCCCGUGUUCUUGGAAGUUCAUAACUUGCAAUCCGGUCACCAGUCGGGUCACUGAACUCACUCUUGACGGGUUAAAUCUUUCCGGAAAGAUCGGUAAAGGGCUUGAGAAGUUGCGAAACCUCAAGGUACUAUCACUUGCUAACAACCACUUCACAGGACACAUUAACCCUGAGUUAUCACUUCUCACCAAUCUAGAGCACCUUAAUCUUAGUAGAAACGGUUUUUCGGAUCGAAUCCCGGGCUCUCUAACUAACUCCGGAACCAUAAAGUUUCUUGAUUUAUCACAAAACUUUAUAUCCGGCCCGGUCCCUGAAGAGUUGUUCACGAACUGCUUAUCACUUAGAUCACUUUCUUUAUCCUCAAAUAAUCUUGAAGGUCCCAUUCCUCACUCACUUUCCAACUGCACAACUCUAAACCAUCUCAAUCUUUCCAGCAAUAGUUUUUCGGGUAAUCCGGAUUUCACUUCGGGUAUUUGGACCUUAACCCGAAUCCGAACGUUGGAUCUUUCGCGCAAUUCAUUUACCGGAUCCAUACCCAAUGGUGUGUUUGCUUUACAUGAUCUAAAAGAGCUUUCUUUAGAAGGUAACCACUUCUCAGGAGCUUUACCUUCUGAUUUAGGAUUGUGUCCACAUUUAAAGAAGCUAGACUUUAGCAACAAUCUGUUCACAGAAACAGUUCCAGAAUCUCUAAAAACUCUUUCUACUUUAAGCUAUUUAAAUCUAGCCACUAAUAUGUUAACCGGUGAAUUCCCACAAUGGAUCGGAAGCUUGACUAGCUUGGAGUAUUUGGACCUUUCCAGGAAUAGAUUAACCGGAAUGUUACCGGAAACAAUUGAUGUAUUGUACUCAUUGACAUACAUAAGUGUUUCUGAUAACAAUUUAACUGGGAACAUUCCAGAUGGUUUGUUCAAACUCGGGUUUGACAGAAUCGACUUGUCUAGGAACGAAUUCACGGGUUCCAUCCCACCCGGUUCGAGUAAACUUUUCGAGUCUCUUGAGUCGCUAGAUCUAUCUGGAAACCGACUCAUUGGAGAUAUUCCAGCAGAAAUGGGACUUAACUCUAAGUUAAGGUACUUGAACUUGUCAUGGAAUAAUUUCCAGACAAGAAUGCCACCAGAGUUAGGGUACCUCCAGAAUCUAACUGUGUUAGAUCUUAGAUAUGGUACCUUUCAUGGGUCUAUUCCGGGUAAUCUCUGUGAUUCGGGUCGGAUUGGAAUACUUCAACUUGAUGGGAAUUCAUUCACCGGAUCGAUACCCAAUGAGAUUGGGAACUGUUCUUCCCUCUACUUGCUGAGUAUGUCUCACAACAACUUGAAUGGCUCCAUUCCAAGAUCAAUGUCACAGCUAAAAAAGCUCAAGAUCUUGAAGCUAGAAUACAACCAACUCACCGGAGAGAUACCCCCGGAGCUCGGCGAACUCGAAAACCUUCUGUCAGUAAACAUAUCAUACAACAGGCUGCAAGGAAGACUUCCAUCUGGUGGCGUAUUUCAAACCUUAGGAAAAAGCUCUUUAGAGGGAAAUUUAGGCAUUUGCUCACCAUUAUUGCAAGGACCAUGCAAGAUGAACGUACCCAAGCCUCUUUAUCUUGAUCCAUUCGCAUACCGAAACGAAAACGGAAGACGCAGAGGAGAUGAUCAAGGUGAUCAACCUUCAAAAAGCUUCAAACACCAUCAUUUCCUAAGUUUUUCGGUCAUUAUCGCGAUUGUAGCUGCUGUCGUGAUCGCCAUCGGUGUUAUAGUAACGCUGUUGUUAAACAUUUCGGCUAGAAGACGCCUUGCAUUUGUGGAUAACGCGCUUGAAAGUUGUUCAAGUUCUUCCAGAUCUGGUGCUAGUUUAUCUAUGGGGAAAAUUGUUUGGUUUGAUUCAAAAUCUGAUCAUGAUAACUACUGCAUUGUGAAUCCUGAAGCCUUCUUAAGAAAGGCGAACGAGAUCGGUAGCGGGGUGUUUGGGACUCUCUACAAAGCUUAUGCAGGAGAUGACAAUAAUCUGUUAGCGAUCAAGAAUCUUGUAGUCUCGAAUAUGACUCCGUAUCACGAAGAUUUCAUUCGAGAAAUUGGUGUUUUAGGAAAGUUAAGACACCCGAAUCUUGUGUCGCUAAAAGGGUACUACUGGACACCAAAACUACAGCUUUUAGUGACUGAUUAUGUACCAUAUGGUAGCUUAUAUACCAAACUUCAUGAACGGUCACCUUCUUGUCAACCACUUUCAUGGCGAAAUCGGUUCAAGAUUCUUCUUGGAACCGCGAAAGGACUGGCGUACUUGCACCAUUCGUUCCGGCCACCGAUCAUGCACCACAACAUCAAGCCCAACAACAUUCUUCUCGACGAAAAUCUAACCCCGAAGAUUUCAGAUUUUGGGCUGACCCGGAUUCUAUCAAAGCUGGACAAACAUGUCAUGAACAACCGGUUUCAAAGCGCGUUAGGGUACGUGGCACCCGAGCUUGCGUGCCAGAGCUUACGGGUGAACGAGAAGUGUGAUGUGUAUGGUUUUGGGGUGUUGAUUUUGGAGAUAGUGACGGGGAGGCGACCGAUCGAGUAUGGGGAAGAUAAUGUGUUGAUACUGAAUGAAGAAGUGAAGAUUAUGUUGGAAGAAGGGAAUGUGUUGGAGUGUGUAGACGAGAGUAUAGGGGAAUAUCCUGAAGAAGAGGUGUUGCCGGUUUUGAAACUGGCAUUGGUGUGUACUUCUCAGAUACCUUCAAGCAGGCCAUCAAUGGCGGAAGUUGUUCAGAUAUUACAAGUUAUCAAGACACCGGUUCCUCCUAGGAUGGAAUCAUAUUAGGAAUGUAGUUUGUUUUUUGUUGUUUGCUGUGUAGUUGAUGUUUUGUUACUGUUGUAUGGAUGAUUUCAGAUAAUUAACAUAUAUAAAAAAGAAAAAUGAAAAUAGAAACAAUGCUUCCUGGUUCCUA
Helianthus annuus (common sunflower) is the source of this 3182-nucleotide messenger RNA. RefSeq names its product probably inactive leucine-rich repeat receptor-like protein kinase At3g28040. The transcript has 2 exons. Gene Ontology annotation, cellular component: plasma membrane. The record is from RefSeq and is a predicted model, not a curated record. Bases 110 to 3055 code for a protein of 981 amino acids. Lineage: Eukaryota; Viridiplantae; Streptophyta; Magnoliopsida; Asterales; Asteraceae. Gene Ontology annotation, molecular function: protein kinase activity; protein binding; ATP binding. Gene Ontology annotation, biological process: hormone-mediated signaling pathway; protein phosphorylation.